Durusdinium trenchii is the source of this 2946-nucleotide messenger RNA. The record is from the annotation of a GenBank genome assembly. NCBI's taxonomy places the organism in Eukaryota, Dinophyceae, Suessiales, Symbiodiniaceae.
AUGGAAGGAUCAGCCGAAUCCUCCAAGCGCCCUUUGCUUGAGCAAGAUGAGGACCCCAAUCACGUGGCCCUUCCUCGAGUCCUACCACGAGUUGAUCGGGAUCGUGGCGAAAGCUCAGCACUUUUGGAGGACAGCGGACACCAAGUGAGUCCUCAAGGACGAGAGCCACCUCCAAGUAGUCUUCCCACUGGUGGAGUGCUUCACUUGUUCGCAGAGGGCGCAGAAAGAAGAGACGCGCUAAAUCCACCAGAGAGAGCGCAUGAAUCGCGGCCAAGUGCAUCGAGUGGAGAAUCCGUGGUCAUCGAGAUGCACAGCAUGCCGGAGGAGGGCUCCAGAGAACUUUUGCCGGUGGUGGCGGGCAUGUCGGGAGCCGCUACAAGACAAGGUGACGACAGGACGUGCUUCAUUUGCCUCCAGGAUGGCGAGAAGGACAACCCCUUGGUCUCAUGUUGCUCAACCUGUUACGCCUGUACACACCGACGUUGCUGGCGAGAGUGGCGGAACAAUCAGCAUCGUACAGCCCUGCGGUCCCAUUUGCUCGGGCUUCGCAUGCAGACCAAUCACAUGUUGCGGUGCACCAUUUGCAAAUCCGGCACAGCGAUGGUGGAGGGCGAAGAGAACGGCCUAUCUUGGAUGAACGAGCUGAUGUGUGGAGGGGAACCGAGUGAAAACAGCUUGCUGGGACGGCUAGUGGCACUGGGCAAUCGCAGGGAAGAUUCGGACGAGGAUCCGGAGGCACAGCUGGAGGACUUGAUUGAUACGCGCACGUGUGUGGCGCUGGUCAUUUACCUGGGCAUGCUCAUCGUCGCCAUCAUCAUCGCUUGCUUGCUGAUCGUCACGCAGGGAUUCUGGGCUGGAGACGUGGUGUUGUGUUGCAUCAUUGCGCUCUACGAACUCUCCGUCCUGCAGCUGGUGAUGCUCGCCAUCCUCCGACGCCGCGACGUGACGUUCACGGCGAGCACGAGCAGCGCGAGCACCGGGACGAGGCCAGCCGAAGAAACCCGCGAAUCCACGCAGCCCGUGCGGGAGAUUCAGCUUCGCACCUUAGGUCGAACCAGGGACGCGGUGGGUCGCGCUUGUGACUCGGGCAUCCAGGCGGACCGGAAGGUGGCUCGGCCCAAGGAGAGCAAAGCCGCUGCUUCGCAGGCGGAAGCCUUUGCGGCCGAUCCCUUCGGCGACAAGGGCAUCCUUUCGGCGGUGUCGGAAUUGAGUGACCUUCAGCAAGAAUGGAAGGAGAAGAUGAAACAUCCUUCCUUCAGAAAGGCAGGGCCUCCACGAAUGAAGCGACCCCCGCCGCAAGCUGUAUUGGAUGAGCAGGAGCGGAGGCACAAGAUGGAGGAGAUCGACACUCUGGAGCUUCAACUCAAAGAAGCCAAAAACGUGGCAGCGGCAGCCAGACGAGCUGCGCAAGCUGCUGAGCAGCUGGCUGAAGCUGCAGCAAAAGAGGCGGAGUCUGGAUCCGAAGAUGGUCAGACUUCUCAGCAUGUUUCGGAGAAGAAGGAGGAAGUCGACAUGCAGCACCAGGCAGAGGCACGCGUCCAGGCUCGGAGGAGACAGGAAGCGAAGGAACGGCGCGAUCGACAGCGCAAGGAGGCAGAGGAGAAGAGGCUCAAAGAGGCUGAAGCUGAUGCCAAAGCAAAAGAACUGGAACGGCAGACAAAAGAGAGAAUACAGGAGCGGAGACGUUCUGAGAGAGCGCGUGACCGACAACUUCAAGAAGAAAUGGAGCGUGAGUCAGAGCUCAAAGAGCAAAGAUCCCAACAAGCUGCGGAGGAGCUUCAGCAGCAAGCAUUAAAGCGCUUGGCUGACAAGGAGCAGGUUGAGCGACACUUGGCCGAUGAGCUUGCAAAGAUGGAGGCUGAGGCCAAAAGACAGCAAGCGCAAGAAAACCAAGCAAGAGCCGAAGAGCUGCGUCAAAAGACUCGCCGACGCAUGCAGCAAUACACACGCCAGCAGCGUGAUCAAUGGAUGGCGCAAGAGGAGGCUCGCAGGAGGAAGAUGGAGGAGGAAGCCCAGGCAGCCGACGACAAAAUCAUGCAGGCGAUCCAAAGCCAAGAGCGUGCCAAAGCACGGGCUGCCGGGUUCAAGCAUCGGGAGAAAAGUGUGGAAAAGGCACGGGCCAUGCUGGAAGAAGAGCAACAGAUCAGGCAACAGGAGCUGGCUGAAGUGGCCCACAUGGAGCGUCAGCGAAAGAGACAUUGGAGAGCCGAGCUAGCGCGUGGUGCUACACCACUGCGGUCCGAGGUGUCCUCUUCACGUGCGUCAAGCCAUCCUCCAUUGAGGCCAGCUCCGGUUCGACCGGUCUACGAGUCCUUCGGAGGUCGAAGUGCCGAAAGCAGCCGAGCCAGUACGCCCAAGUGCCCCAUUUGGUCGAUCGUGGAUGGCGACGAAUCCCGUCCGCCACCAAGGCCACUGCCAAGACCAACGCCACAUGAACAGAAGAAGGUGCCCUUGCAGAGAUUGACCAGGGCAGUGAGCCAACCUCCCAGUCCUUCCGCGCUAGGAAGUGGUGCGUGCAGUGGAGCUUCAACGCCCGAGCAUUGGGAUGAACCCAGCCACUUCGUGGAGGAAGUCACUGCUUAUCCUGAGAAUCCUAGGUGUGUCCAGGAGACUCAGGCGGACGAUGCCUCCACUCCAUCCUCCGUAGGGCCUGGAGCACCCAAAUCGCCCAAGCCAUGGAAGCAAAAAGCGAUACAGGUGAACUCGGCCGCGCACUACUUGGACGCGCUGAAAGCAGCUCGGGGUGUGGCCAAAGCCAAGACGCGGCCGACGCCCGGGAGCAAAGGAUACGCUGAGCAGUUACGUUUGAGGGCCGAAGAUGUGGAGGCCAAGCAGCGGGAAGAGGAGGAUGUGCGCAUGGAGCGAGGCUAUGCCGCAUUGCAACGAGUGCAACAACGUGCGCGACAGGCUGCCUCACCCACUUCGAGCUCUCGGCUGAGUGGCUGA